AUGUCUCGACACUUUGCGGCUCGCGUGACAUAUCAGACCGUACGUACGUAUCAAGGCCAAGUACAUGCCUACCAGGCUAGCCUCCUAUAUGAUGAAGCAAAAGAUAUCCCAAAGAGAAAAUUAUCGGUAGAGCCCUCGCAAAAACUCCACUCUUUACUGCAAGGUUACAACCCUAACUUCCAGCGCCAUCCUCUGAGAAUGGAAGCAGAUGCUCUUAUAAAAUUGAGCCCACGGCAGCAGAUGUGUUACUACGAUAGAAAAAUGUUUGGUGGAUACUUUGUCCUUCUCCUAGACCGUAUCCUGGUAGACUGCUGCCGGCCCGCGGUCACAGCCUAUCUUAACACAUCCUUUGCACACUCCGUUCCACCGGAUGCUUCGAUCCGCCUGCGUGCAUGGCCCGAGAAAGUGGAAGAGCGCAAAAUCUCCUUUAUUGUAUCCAUCCAGAUCCCUAGGAGCAAGGCGGGUGACCUGAUUGACGCAAUUCAAGCAAAUAGAUUUUUUGUGUAG
Molecule: messenger RNA, 507 nt
Organism: Aspergillus tanneri
Lineage: Eukaryota; Fungi; Ascomycota; Eurotiomycetes; Eurotiales; Aspergillaceae
Product: hotdog fold domain-containing protein
Exons: 2
Coding region: 1-507 (168 amino acids)
Source: RefSeq, a predicted model, not a curated record